Messenger RNA from Coffea eugenioides, 961 nucleotides. RefSeq lists its product as uncharacterized. The coding region runs from base 318 to 617 and encodes 99 amino acids. Lineage: Eukaryota; Viridiplantae; Streptophyta; Magnoliopsida; Gentianales; Rubiaceae. The transcript is spliced from 3 exons. The record is from RefSeq and is a predicted model, not a curated record.
AAUGUUGAUGAAGUCGAUUCUGAAUUAGACAAAUAGAGACAGAUAUUGUCACUUGCCAGCUUCAGAGUCCAGCCAUCCAUCCAUCUAUUUCUUUGUCUAUUUGCGUUUGCCUUCUGUAAUCUUCUUGGUUUUCUUCUGCAGCAGCAUUCAUUUCUUCCCACGGAUUGGACACCCUCAGACCGAGCUCUUUACUGCUUUAGUCUGCUUUUAUAGUUGUAAGAGUAGCAGCCAUAAAAGUAGUAAAGGGCUUUUUUCUUUAGCUACUAUAACUGCUACCUUCUCUUCAUAUCUUCUGAGUUCUCGAGGAUUUGGUAUUCAUGGAUUAUCGCAAGGAGAAAAAUACACCAUGGCUAUCUGUGCCACAAUUUGGAGACUGGGACCAGAAGGGUGUCAUGCCUGAUUACUCUAUGGAUUUUUCAAAAAUUAGAGAAAAUAGAAAGCAGAACAAGAGGGAUCCAUCAAGGGCCAGUCUUGGUAAUGAAGAAGAGCUUGUAUCCUCAGCCACCAGCAAUUCCAUUGCUAGCCAUAGCGAUGACCACCACCAUUUCCAUCAGAACAAUUCUCCAACUGGAAGGAGGAGCAUCUUCAGCUACUUCAACUGCUGUGUCAGAGCCUGAUGUUUGCCAGGAAUAAUGAUUUGGUUUAGAACGUAAUUAUCUGUAUGAUUAUGGAUCCUCAAGUAGUGUAUCUUCUCAUGUGUUCUGAUCAAUCUUCCUCAGAAGUUGGAAACUAAGAGUGAUUUUGCGAGUAUCAUGGACGAUAGGUGUUGCUGAUUCGUUCUGCUUCUUUCAUCUGUGUCACAUUGCUUGCCUGAAUCCUGUAUCUUCGAUUCUGCAAAUUGUAGAUGCUGAUGACAAUAGGAUCAAGUAGAGCUGUCAAUCUGUUGAAUGAGGAAGCAGUAAAGAAUCGAAUGGUUUUCUUUUGGCAUGAAAUUGAUUUUAGCAGAUAUGAUUCUAAGUUA